This is a messenger RNA of Paramisgurnus dabryanus, 6292 nucleotides long. RefSeq names its product elastin b (gene elnb). The record is from RefSeq and is a predicted model, not a curated record. Gene Ontology annotation, molecular function: extracellular matrix structural constituent. Lineage: Eukaryota; Metazoa; Chordata; Actinopteri; Cypriniformes; Cobitidae.
GUUCAAGACAUGGGUGUGCAAUGAUUUGCAUUUGGGGGAUAAAACCCUCAGUUUAGGAGUGGAGAGGGGUAUUAGGAAGCAGAAUGGUUGGGAGAAAGGUACUUCUGCUUUUCCAAGGAUUUCUUCUGCUGGUCUUGUGUAGACCCUCCCUUCAAGGAGGAGUCUUCCUGCCAGCUGGUGGAGGGGGUGGACCUGGAUUAGGUGCUGGUGUAGGUGCAGGAACAGGGCCAGGAACUGGAAUUGGAAUCAGACCUGGAUCCGGCUUUGGAGGUGGUGGUGUAGGUCCUGGGGGACUGGGUGUUGGAGGAAUUGGCCCUGGAGGUUCAGGGGGAGUUGGGCCUGGUGGUUUUGGUACUGGGCCUGGUGGUUAUGGUACUGGUCCUGGGCAAGGAGGUGGAGGGCUGGGUACAGGAGGACUUGGUGCUGGUGGACUAGGCGCUGGAGGCCUUGGAUCAGGGCAAUUUGUCAAACCACCUAAAACAGGAGGAUAUGGAGGUCUAUCAGGCGUUGGACCAGGAGGCAUUGGACCAGGAGGCAUUGGACCUGGUGGCGUUGGACCUGGUGGCGUUAGACCUGGUGGAGUUGGACCUGGUGGCGUAGGACCUGGUGGCGUAGGACCAGGAGGCUUUGGACAAGGAGGCUUUGGACCUGGUGGCAUUGGACCAGGUGGAACAGGGAUUGGACCUGGUUUCGGAACUGCAGGCCUUGGUGCUGGUGGCAAACCUCCCAAACCAGGAUAUGGGGGUCAAGGUAUUCCCAUCACUCUUGGAACUGGAGGUAUUGGGGGUGUUGGAGGCCUUGGACUCAGGCCAGGUGGUACUGGCACUGGAGGCUUAGUACCUGGUGGUGCAGGUCUAGGCACUGGUUUGGGUUCUGGUGGGUUAAGCCCUGCUGGUGUGGGGACUGGUGUUGGAGGCUAUGGCCCUGGUGGAGUCGGGCUUGGAGGAGUAGGAAGAGGUGUGGGUGGAAAGCCCCCCAAAAUAGGUGGUUAUGGCCCAGGAGGUGUUGGACCUGGGGGCGUUGGAUCUGGGGGCGUUGGACCUGGUGGCGUUGGACCUGGUGGCUUUGGACCUGGUGGCUUUGGACCUGGUGGCGUUGGACCUGGUGGCGUUGGACCAGGUGGCUUUGGACCUGGUGGGGUUGGACCUGGUGGCGUUGGACCGGGUGGCGUUGGACCGGGUGGUGUUGGACCUGGAGCAGGAGGCAGAAAACCUGGGAUACCAGGAUAUGGUGGGCCUGGGGGCUUUGGGCCAGGAUUUGGUGGGACUGGAUUUGGAGCAGGUGGUGCAGGAGUUGGUCCAGGUGGGGCAGGAUUUGGACCAAGUGGUGCAGGAGUUGGUCCAGGUGGGGCAGGAUUUGGACCAAGUGGUGCAGGAGUUGGUCCAGGUGGGGCAGGAUUUGGACCAGGUGGGGCAGGAGUUGGACCUGGAGGCACUGGAACUGGGCUUGGUGGAACAGGUGUUGGACCAGGUGGAGCACCAUUUCUCCCUCAAACUGGAAUACCGGGUCCUGGAACUGGGGUAGGAACUGGGGGCAAAGUCGGAAAGCCUGGAAAGGCACCAGUACCAGGCAUUGGGAUACCUGGGCUAUACCAAGGAGGUAUAGUUCCUGAUCAAGGUUUUGGUGGUAGAGGUGUUUUGCCAGGUGUAGCUACUGGAUCUCAAACUGGUCAGGUUGGUCAAGAUGCACUCGGAGCCAACGGAGUCCGUGGAGGCUUUGGUCAACAAUUACCAGGCGUGUUCCGGGGAUAUCCACUCAUAUCACCAAAGUCUGGAGGUGCUGCAAAGUCUCAGGCCAAAGCUGCCAAGUAUGGGGCUGGUGGUGUGUCUGGACUAGGUGGUGGACUUGGUACAGGAGGUGUACCAGGUGCUGGUGGCAUACCUGGUGCUGGCGGCGUACCUGGACUAGGUGGCGUACCUGGUGCUGGUGGUGUACCUGGUGCUGGCGGCAUACCUGGUGCUGGCGGCGUACCUGGUGCUGGCGGCGUACCUGGAGUAGGUGGCUUUCCAGGUGCAGGUGGCUUUCCAGGUGCAGGUGGCGUUCCAGGUGCAGGUGGCGUUCCAGGUGCAGGUGGCGUUCCAGGUGCAGGUGGCGUUCCAGGUGCAGGUGGCGUUCCAGGCUCUGGCUUCAUUCCUGGAGCUGGUGGUGCCUAUCCUGGUGGAGCUGCGGCAAAAGCUCGUAAAUAUGCUUCAGGGAUAGGAACUGGAGCUGGGGGACUUCCUGGUUCUGGUUUAGGAAUGGGUGGUCUUGGAGCUGGAGGACUUCCUGGUUCUGGAGUGGGUGGGUUUGGAGCUGGAGGACUUCCUGGUUCUGGAGUGGGUGGGUUUGGAGCUGGAGGACUUCCUGGUUCUGGAGUGGGUGGUGUUGGAGCUGGAGGACUUCCUGGUUCUGGUUUGGGAGUAGGUGGUGUUGGAGCUGGAGGACUUCCUGGAUCUGGAGUGGGUGGUCUUGGUGGACCCUUCGGUUCUGGUUUAGGAACUGGUGGUCUUGGGUCUGGGCCUGGAGUUAGUCCUGAAGGAUAUGCUGCAGCAAAAGCCAGAAAAUAUGCUCAGCUUGGAAGAUCUGGCGGGGCUUUGGGUACUGGAGGCCUGCCAGGUGGAGGUGGACUUGGGACUGGUGUACAACCUGGAAGUGGACUUGGUGGUUUUCCUGGUGGAGGUGCUGGAGGACUUCCUGGGGGUGGAGCUGGAGGACUGCCUGGCUUUGGAUAUGGACCAGGAGCUGGUGUGGGACCAGGAGCUGGUGUUGGACCAGGUGCUGGUUUUGGACCAGGUGCUGGUUUUGGACCAGGUGCUGGUGUUGGACCAGGUGCUGGUGUGGGACCAGGUGCUGGUGUGGGACCCGGUGGAGCAGGUUUCGGACCUGGACAAGGAGUCUUUCCAGGUGGUGGCUAUGGACCUGGAGGAUAUGCUGCGGCCAAAGCUCGCAAAUAUGGUGUUCCUGGUGGAGCUGGUGGAACCGGAUUGCCUGUAGGGUUAGGAGGAGCACUUGGUGCUGGAACAGGUGUAGGAGGAACUGGACCUGGAGGAGCACCAGCUGGUGGUUAUGGACCAGGAGGGGCACCAGUCAGUGGUUAUGGACCUGGAGGGGCACCAGUCAGUGGUUAUGGACCAGGAGGGGCACCAGUCAGUGGUUAUGGACCUGGAGGGGCACCAGUCAGUGGUUAUGGACCAGGAGGGGCACCAGUCAGUGGUUAUGGACCAGGAGGUGUGCCUGUUGGUGGUUAUGGGCCAGGAGGUGUACCUGCUGGAGGAUAUGGACCUGGCUCUGGAGCAUAUCCAGGUGGACCCAAGGCCUUAAAAUAUGGUGCUGCUGGCGGUGCAGGUUCUCCAGGAAUUGGUCUGCAGGGUAGGGUGGGAACAGGUCCCGCUGGAGGAGUUGGAGCAGGAGGAGGGCCAGCUGGUGGUUAUGGUGCUGUUGGAACAGGAGGUGGGCUUGUACCUGGCUAUGGGACAGGGGCUGGAGUUCUGCCUGGAGGCAUUGGCACUGUAUAUGGGGGGUUUGGAGGUUAUGGAGGUGGACAAAAACCACCUAAAUAUGGGCAACCCGGGGCUGGAAGUGUGUCAGGUGUGUUAGUACCAGGAACAGGUGGAGCUGGGGCCACAGGCGCUGGAAUUAGACCUGGAACUGGUGGUGUGCUUGGAGGAACACCUAUUCCAGCCAGUUCAGCGUCUACCAGUACAAAUCAAUCUAAAGCUGGAGUUGAUGGCGUGAUCAGCAGCCCUGAUGGUGGAACCAGUGGUCCAGGUGGAACAAAAGCUCCCAAGACUGAAUCUGGAGGAUCAAUAGAAGGAUCAGGUGUUACUGGUGCGCAGACUGAAAUUGAUUUAUUUGAUGGCGUUAAUGGGACAGGAUCACCCAUUUCAGAUAGAACUGCUCCAGGUGGAACAGGAGCACCAGAGGGAGUUGAUGUUAGUGGAACCCUACCACAGGUCACACCAUUAACAUCACCAGGCACUGCAACUUCUAGUGGUCAUGUUGUAGCUGGACGUGGAGAUACUCCAGGCACUAUUGAUGGAGGACCAGGCAGGGUGAGCGGUGGUCCAGGUGGGGUCAGUGGUGGACCAGGAGGAAUUUCCACUGGUCCAGGAGGAGUUGCUGGAGGUCCAGGAGGAGUUGGCGGAGUCAAACCUCCUAAAGCUUAUGGAACAGGAGCUCUUGGUGUUGGAGGUGUUGGUCCAGGUGGAGUAGGAGGAGCUGGACUUCUGCCUGGAGGUGGCGCUCCUUUAUCAGGAGGUGCUGGUCUGUUUCCAGGAGGUGGUGCUCCGCUAUCAGGAGGUGCUGGUCUGUUUCCAGGAGGUGGUGCUCCGCUAUCAGGAGGUGCUGGUCUGUUUCCAGGAGGUGGUGCUCCGCUAACUGGGGGUGCAGGCGCUGGAGCACAGAAACCAGGCAAAAGUUAUGGUGGAUUUGGAAGUUUAGGACCUGGUGGUAUCCAGCCAGGCACUGGCCUCAGGUUUCCAAGUGGGGCUGCAGUGGGCAUCAAACAAGGAAAAGCUUACGGAGGAGCAGGCCAGCUUGGUGGGCUUGGAGGCCCAGGCGGAUAUGGAGCAGGACCUGGUGGAUAUGGUGCUGGUCAGGGUGGUUAUGGUGGUGGACAAGGCGGUCCUGGCUAUGGAGGAGCUGGACAAUUUGGUGGGGCUGGAAGAGGUCCUGGAGGAGUUGGUGCUGGUCAAGGAGUAGGACCAGGAGGAGUUGGAGGACAAGGUGCCAGAUAUCCAGGUGCAGGCAUGGGAGCUGGGAAAACAGGUUAUGGAGGUUUAGGUGGACAAGGAGGUGUGGGAGGUUUUGGAGGAGCGGGUGGAGUCCAAGGAGGUUUAGGGGGAGGUCCUGGAAGCCCCUUAGGAACUGGAGGUCUCAGGUACCAAGCCGGGGCAGGAAUAGGGAAACCUGGUAAACCAGGCAAACCAGGUUAUGGCACAGGUGCUUUGAGUGGUCAAGGCUAUCAGCCAGGUGGUGCUGGGCUUGGAUACGGUACUGGCGUAGGUCCUGGUGGUGCUGGAUACGGUACUGGUGUAGGUCCCGGUGGUGCUGGGCCUGGAUACGGUACUGGUGUAGGUCCCGGUGGUGCUGGGCCUGGAUACGGUACUGGCGUAGGUCCCGGUGGUGCUGGGCCUGGAUACGGUACUGGUGUAGGUCCCGGUGGUGCUGGGCCUGGAUACGGUACUGGUGUAGGUCCCGGUGGUACUGGUCCUGGAUACGGUACUGGUGUAGGUCCCGGUGGUGCUGGUCCUGGAUACGGUACUGGCGUUGGUCCCGGUGGUGCAUAUCAACAACAAUAUCCAGGAAUUGGUGGUGGUGCUGGUGGACCUGGAAGUGGCCAAAUGAAAUCUAAACAAGCGAAAGCAGCCAAAUACGCAGCACUUCAAGGCUUUCUAGGUGCAGGAGGCUCAAGAGGUGGCGCAGGAUGCCCUGGCAAAUACUGCGGAUUGAAGAGGAAGUGAGAUCCCAGCAGUUAGAAAUGACCUCAUGAUCAACAAGCGGUGCUACUGCCUAAUCUCAAAUGCACUUUUUACAGUUAAAAUGUAAUGAUGGUGCGUGACAGAGACUUUGAAAAUACAAUGGUGCGAACUAAACCGGUGUCGUGAACCUCUUUGCACUGUGUAGGAUCUCGUUGCUAUAAAACUGCAUUUCCUUAACAAAAAAAAGCUUUUAAAUAUCUAUGUAUAUUUUUUCAAAUCGGCCAUGCCAGCAUAUUCAAGCAGACCACACGGCUGCAGUUAUGCCCAUUCCUCUUUAACAGCCUUCUCAGUUUCUCAUUCACACUUACUGUAAGUAGCUGAACAUCCAGACACAUGACGUCUAGGGACGUGCCGCUGCUAUUUCAGGAUGAACCGUGACAGUGAAGGCAGCAGUGUCAUAGGCUACGCAUUUGGUCCAUCUUUAUGUAUUUCCCUCUAGUGCUGUACAGUAUGGGGAGCCUUCUCUCUUUAUAAUACUUAGUAACACAUUGUUUGUUUGUAUUAUUUUAACAAUUAUUAAAUUAAAAUUUGUUUUUAAGGAUAUCUAUGCAUUUAACCUAAAUAUUUUUGGGGUUUGUAAGGGAUAUUGUGUUGUGGAUGGUAUUUCUGUGUUAAGUGCAACUAUUCAAAUGUGAUCUGUAUGUAUGAUCAUGGAAAUUCAUCUAGUCGACUGUCUUGCAAGUUUAUUUGUUUCACCAUUGAGCUUCAGUUGGGUGCACUUGUUACUUAAAAUUUUGUGAACUCCAUUCAGUUUACAGAUUUUUUGUAUGACUUGAUUUUGAUUGGGCCUUUUAUGCAUCAAAUGUUUCUAAAAUAAAUUGUGUAAAACCAAA